Neoarius graeffei (lesser salmon catfish) is the source of this 689-nucleotide messenger RNA. Its product is annotated as cytochrome c oxidase assembly factor 8. The transcript has 5 exons. The coding region runs from base 97 to 672 and encodes 191 amino acids. Gene Ontology annotation, cellular component: mitochondrion. Gene Ontology annotation, biological process: intrinsic apoptotic signaling pathway. The record is from RefSeq and is a predicted model, not a curated record. Lineage: Eukaryota; Metazoa; Chordata; Actinopteri; Siluriformes; Ariidae.
CACGUGAAAAACGAAGGUGAUGAAAGUGUACAGUGGUGCAUGAUCGUUAGCUACAUGUUUGUGAAGGAUGACCUGUUGGUGGUGAUAUGAUUUGAAAUGAAUGUGAGAACAGCAGCGUGUUUGCUCUUUCGGUCUCAGUUUUUAACUCGUGGUGUUCGAUACAGCUCUAACCAAACACUGCCAGGGAUCACAGAGAAAACCAGAUUUAUCCCAGCAUCAACUUCUAAAUAUGAUUGGAUUGGGCCACCAGACAGACUGUCAAACCUGCGGCCUAUCAUUUACCACAUCCCUGAGAAUGAGACCCAGCUGGAGAGGAAACUGAGACAUCUGAGGCAGGAAACAGAAGACUGGAACCAUGAGUUCUGGACAAGACAAAAUCUCACCUUUAGGAAGGAGAAAGAGGAGUACAUACAGUCACGCCUGAAGGCAAAAGGACUGACAGAAAAAGAUGAAAAUGGAAGGAAAAGGAAUUUAACCAGUGAGGAAAUGGCGACCUUCUAUAAACGCUUCUUAGACAAAAACUAUAUGAAACAUGCAGCCUAUAACAAAGAAUGGUACAGACGGAACUUCACCAUUACAACCCUGAUGGCCAGAGUAACUCUACAGAAUUUCUGGAGGACAGUAACUGGUCAAGGGAGGAAUAAAGGCAAACCCACAACAAUGUCCAAAUAAAGACUCUGUCAAUCAGU